Messenger RNA from Protopolystoma xenopodis, 204 nucleotides. NCBI's taxonomy places the organism in Eukaryota, Metazoa, Platyhelminthes, Monogenea, Polystomatidea, Polystomatidae. The record is from the annotation of a GenBank genome assembly.
AUGCAUUUCUGUUCUGAAAAUGUCGGCCACGAAGGUACAGGUUCAUCGAGAUCGCAGGAGGCUGAGUCUAUGGCUCGUCAUUCGUCCGUCGUUGCUCACAACAGUCCAUGGGAAAAAGCGACCGGGCUGGCCGCUUUGCGUCAUGUAGAGAUGAGUCUUGUUGACACAGCCCCAUUCGAUAAGCAGCAUUCAUACCUUCCAUGA